Molecule: messenger RNA, 936 nt
Organism: Geodia barretti
Lineage: Eukaryota; Metazoa; Porifera; Demospongiae; Tetractinellida; Geodiidae
Source: the annotation of a GenBank genome assembly
AUGCCGUCCGUCGAUAUGGGAGUGGAAAUCGCCGGUCUGAAGUUGCCCACGCCCCUGAUUGCCGCCAGCGGAACCUUCGGCUACGGCGACGAGUACCAGCAGGUGGCGGACUACGACUGCAUCGGAGCGAUCUCGGUCAAGGGGCUGUAUCUCGAACCCCGAAAGGGAUGUCCGCCUCCGCGAAUCUGGGAGACGCCGUCCGGUAUGCUGAACGCCAUCGGACUUCAGGAGGUCGGAAUCCGGCGUUUCCUGGCCGAGAAGCUUCCGGUCGUCCGGGCCCUCGGCAAGAUCGUCAUUGCCAACAUCUGCGGCAGUUCGCUCGCCGAGUACGGCGAGUUGGCCAGGAUCCUCGACCAGGCGGAGGGGGUUGCCGGCAUCGAAGUGAACAUUUCGUGUCCCAACGUUGCCGAGGGAGGGAUCGAGUUCGGAUGUGACCCGGACAUGGCGGCGCGGGCCACUGAGGUGGUGCGCCGGGGGACCCGACUGCCGGUGAUUCCGAAACUCAGUCCCAGCGCCAGCGACCUGGCCGCGGUGGCUCGCCGGGUUGCGGAGGCAGGAGCCGAUGCGGUGUCCCUCAUCAACACCAUCCCCGCGAUGGCAGUGGAUGUGGAGACGCGCCGGCCGCGGCUCGCCAACGUAGUGGGGGGGUUGUCGGGCCCUGCGAUUCGUCCGAUUGCAGUCCGCAUGGUGUGGGAGGUGGCGCGGGGCAGCCGGCUGCCGGUGAUCGGCAUGGGCGGAAUCGCGAACGCCGAGGACGCCCUUGAAUUCCUGCUCGUCGGGGCCGCGGCGGUACAGAUCGGCACCAUGAACUUCGUGGACCCCGGGGUCUGGCGGCACACUCUCGACGGCCUUGCCGCGUACUGCCGGCGGCACGAGGUUCCGGCGGUGCGCACGCUGACCGGCGCGAUGCUCCCGGCUGCGGGGUCUCGGGCGUGA